AAUCAACCAUAUCCAUCAACGAUAACUCCUUUGAACAACCGGAAGUUGGUAGAUUGUUCAAGGUCGAGGGCAAAUGCUGUAAUAUUUCUUGCAGAUUUCUCGUGAGAGAAGCGUUAGGCCUAGCUUCUUCUUAAGACUUUAGCACUUUAUUUAUCAACACUGAGAACAAGCAUUUACACAGAUCAAGAUGGUUGUUAUGUCAAGGUUUGCAGAAUCUCUACCUGAGGGUUAUGGUCAUGUUGUUUUAAUUGGUGUUGGAAGUGUAUUUGUCAACAUGUGGAUGGCCAUCAAUGUUGUUCGUGCAAGAAAGAAGUUUGAAAUUGAAUACCCAACACUUUACAGCCCAACAAAUAAAGAAUUUAACUGUAUUCAGAGAGCCCACCAAAACACUUUGGAAGGUUACCCACAGUUUUUAUUGCUGUUGUUUGUUGGUGGACUCCAGUAUCCUAAAAUUACAGCUGCAACGGGUCUGGUGUAUUUAGUUGGAAGAGUUGCAUAUGCUAUUGGUUACUACACAGGAGAGCCUGAGAAAAGAAGAUAUGGAAGUAUACCCCUUUCUCUCAGUCAGUUGGUCAUGUUGGGCAAUGUCAUCUCUUUUGCAUUCCAUCAGUUAAGAUGGGCUCCAUGUAAUUAAAAA
Messenger RNA from Patella vulgata (common limpet), 637 nucleotides. RefSeq names its product microsomal glutathione S-transferase 3. Lineage: Eukaryota; Metazoa; Mollusca; Gastropoda; Patellidae. The record is from RefSeq and is a predicted model, not a curated record. Bases 188 to 634 code for a protein of 148 amino acids. The transcript is spliced from 6 exons. Gene Ontology annotation, cellular component: membrane; nuclear envelope; endoplasmic reticulum. Gene Ontology annotation, molecular function: glutathione transferase activity; glutathione peroxidase activity.